UGCACUGGGUGUGGAAGCUGUGUGCAAUUACUUUCUCUUUUGGACUACAAGUGUCUACCUGCUCCUUCUCCCUGCCUUCUUCCUGAGCCUUGGGCUGCUGAGUGACACAGGGAGAGUGUGUGUCUGCAGGAGCUGCCCUACACUUCAUGUGGAUAGGUGGAUGCAGGGACACUGGGUGCCUUGUAGAGAAGGUCACAGGAAAGGAAAAACUGUGAAAUCCAAGAGGAAGGAGCAUGCAUGCCAAGCAGCACUGAAGCUACAGGAACAACUGUGCAUUAGUGACAAACCUACAUAGGUUUGUUUUUAAGUCAUCGUUUCCUUAGGAGAACUGCUGGUUACGUUUCAAUUCAUCCGCCCUACAUCCAAAAACAAAUAUAAAAUUUGGAAACUGCUUUAUGAAAUUGUUAUCCUUUUCAGUAGAAAAAAAAUGAAGUAACCCAGAAAAAAAUAAAAAUAAAUAUAUAUAUAUAUAUAUAUAUAUAUGAACCAAAAAUGUAUCAGUGAGGUGUCUGAAGAAAUAUUAUUAUUCCUGCUUAUAUAGGUGACCUAUUUAACCUUUUGCAAUUAAGUUUGCAGACCAUGUGAAAGAAUUCCUUUAGGACUCUCCUUUGAAAAAUCUUCUAAUCAAAGAAAGGCAUUUGUUAGGAAGAAGCCAUGAUGAUAAAGUCCAGUACAGUCUCACAAAGUACAUUAGGUGGGUCCAUAGUUGCUCAUGGUCUUCCCUGUGGAUUCAUGGAUCAGAAUGCAGUUGGGUAUGAAUCUUGGACUACUACCUCGGAUGAGGCCACAGAGGUGGAAAAUAAUACCGAUGAGGAACCAAAAGAGAAGAACCAGCUCACAGAGGUUACAAAAGCUGUUUGGGCAGUAGUUGAAGAAGAACCAGAUGAGCCUUUAAAUGGGUUCAUGAAUGAAGAAAAUAUUGAAAAUGAAGUAGAAACCAAACCAGUUGAGGUGCCAGUUAAAGUGGAUCCUGUCCCUAUCAAGACAGAAGAAAAUGACCUUCAAUGGAAAAUUGUGCCAAACACCAAGGUGGUGUCCUCCAUACAACAGCCAAGGAAGAAGUAUAUUCCAAGAAGCUUCAGUCUUACCGAGAAAGAAUUGAGGGAAGCACAAUUGCUUAGUGAUAACAAUGCUUCCCAGCUAAGCCCUUCGGGAAGUUGUUCGAGAGGAGCUCAGCUGUUUCACCGACGUCGUCAAAAGCUAAAAGCUCUUGAGGAAAAGAAACUUGCACAACGAUCUGGAGCACAAAGCCCAAGCCAGGCCCAACAUGGUGUAAAACUUUCAGAUCUUGCCUCUAGGAAACCCUCACAUUUCCUAAGCAUGGAAGAGACAGCAACCAACCAUGGAAGCACAGGUGAAACUGACGAUGUCUGGGAAGAUGAGAACAAAGAUACUGAUUUCCCUUCUGUAGAUAAAAGAGCACCUUCACCAAGUGCUUCAGAGGAAGAUCAUCAAGGACCUCUUAGUGCAUAUCUUAAGGAAUCUUUAAUUGUGUCAACCUCUAACAGUAAUGGUUUAGUUAUUCAAACUAACCAAGAAACAGAACCGCCUGUUAAGAAAGGGCAAAAUGGCUCACCAAACACACAAUACUGUGAAGUACAUCUUACUUUAUCAAAACCAAAAUCUAUAAGCAACAGAACAGCUAAACCUUUUGGAGGUCACUCAUCUGCCAAGAUAAGCAUGUGUUCUUCAGAAAAAAGUCCUUCUAUUGACGUCCCUCCACCACCUACUUAUGCAGAAACUUUAUCAAGUCCUCCUCCAGUCACACGUAUUCGAUCUCCUCCUGCUUACUCAGCUUUAUAUCCCAUAGAACCAGCACAUGUUACCCCUGUGCAACAAGUGAUCAACCACAGAGAAACAAAACAUACACCAGAGCAAAAGACUGGUAUUCUAGAAGCAAUAUCAGCACGUAAGGGAUCUAAGAAAUCAAUGUUCACAUUUAUUGAGAAGCCAAAGAUGGCACCUAAUCCAGAACUUCUAUCAAUGGUGCAAAAUGCAGAUGAAAGACGAAAACAUAAGGUGCAUGGAGAUGUAUCAACUGAAGACGAGCCAUUUGCUCUUGGAGCAGAAGCAUCAAAUUUUCAGAAUAAAUCACCUAAUGCAGCAAACAAUUCUGAUCAAGCUAAUACAAUGCCCGAUUGGUCAUCCAGUCUAAAGUCCCCUGGAAUAAGUCAAAAGCCCCCACCUAUGCCCAUUCAAGUCCUUUCAGAUGAUAAAGGGAAAGGUGCAGAACUGUUUGCAAGGAGACAGUCCAGAAUGGAACGUUUUGUGGUAGAGAGCCCAAAACCAUUAGACUCCAUCCGAUCUCCUUCUCCUACAAUGUCUCUGCCACCAUCUUGGAAGUUUUCCUCCAAAACACCACCUCCUCUAUUUAGUCAACAACUCAAUAACAACCAAAGAUCACCUAAGCUUCCUGCCUCUACACCUGUAAAUAAUACUGCCUCAGAGAAUGUGCAAUCGCAAAAGGAACUUGAAAUAUCUAAACGCCAGCCAUACCAACUUCAGUCUUCUUUGUUCAUCCUCUCACCAGCUAAAGAUCCUUUGAGCACACUUCCCAAAGCUGCACCUCCACCCAAACCCAUGGUGCUUGAAUCACAUCGGUUUACCAGGCAAACAUCAUGCCCAACCUCCCCUAUAGUUCCUUCUCCUACUAUGUAUUCUCCAUCUUAUUUCCAGUCUAUCCGAUCACCUUCUUCUAUCAAUAUGUCACCAUCUCCAGUGUCUGAUACUCCUCCCAGCUUUGGAAGAAGGACACCAACCAGCCAUGUCUCUCCAUUAUCUCCGGUUCCAUUUUCGAAUACAAUGGGUUCAUCACCUCGAAACAAGACUGUAGUACAAGCUCCUCGUCCAACAUUUUCUGCCAAAAAUGCAGGCUUGGAUUCACAGAAACCAAGAGAAUUUAUGGCUAAAUCCUCAUACAACAGAACACUUCAACAUGGAGGGUCGCUAGAUGGGUGGCCUAGCUCCCCAACAUCCUUACAGGGUUAUGAUGAAAGUUUGGUGAUUCGAAGUCCUCCACCAAUACGUUCAAUGUCUCCAGCUUGGAGUGAUCGGUCACAGUCGCCAUCACCUCUAAGAAUGGAGACUGACCUCAAGGCCGGCAAGCAAAUGAAAGCUUUACUUGCUCGUAAUAUCAUCAAUGCAGCAAAGCGUAAGGGCAGUUCACCAUGGGGUGUUACAGGUCUUCAGUCUCCUGUUCAUAUUGGUACACCUUGGAGCCCCACUGUAGGCAAUGGAUCUUCUCUACCAGAAACACCAAGAGCCAGAAGAUCUCCCACAGGGUCUGAUAUAUCUAUAGAGUCAGAAGAUUCUGGGGCCAAAUCUCCAGGAUUCCGGAGCUAUCCAUUCUCACCUAGAGGAUGGUAUGGGAGCUUGCGGCAGAAGAGAGAUAGCCUGCCUUCCAGCUCUCCUUUUCCAUAUACCCCAUAAACAAUUCUGUCCAUGAAGUAGUCUGGAAUAGACCAGCUCAGCCUACAGAGCACAGAAUGUCUAACUUGCCCACACUGCCACAUACAAAUAAAAAAUGAACAAGUAAACAUUCAGAUCAGACCUUACAGAGAGUAAAGCUCAGCAAAAAACACUAAACCAAAUAUCAUUGCCAAUGUACAAUGAUUGUCCUUGUAAAGAAUGUGGAGAUUGUGGACCAUUCAAAAGAUUUUUUGAAAACUGAAUUUUUUUUUCAUGAUUUUUCUUUAAAUUAGCUUUGAGCUUAUUUCUCUUGAAGAUCGUUCUUUUUUUUAAUGAUCCGGCGGUUGUGUUUAUGAGCAGUUAUAUAUACAAGAAAGUAAAUUGGUGAAUGAUCGUUUGAGGUAUAAGCAUCAGGCUUGGAAGAUAAGUAAUAUUUUUUUUUUUGUUGAUAGAUACUUCUUAAGAUUACCCAAAAUUAACCUUAUAAUGCCUCUAUUCGCCAAAGAUUGCCUGGGAUGCCUAUCAGAUCUUUUGGAGCCACUUUGUCUAGUCUCCAAAGAAUGAAAUGAUCCCUAUGGAGAGGUGUGAUUUGCGGUUUACGGUUUAUUUGAGGUGGGGAACUGACUUGAGAAUCAGGACUUGACAGUUGCCUUUGCACUGAUAAAAACCUCUCAGUAUUCUAUGCAUAGGCUCUCACUGCACAUUUAUCAAUGCACUACAAUGGCUGAUAACUUUCCACUGCCAGAAGAGUAUACUAGGCUUCAGUAAAUAGAAAAGGAAACAGACUACAUAAAUCUCAGCGCGUAUGUAAAGUAAGAAGACAUGCUAAGGCAGAAAAUAGUUGGAUUUAUGAAUGUGAUGGUACUGAAUUCAAGGAUGUGUAAUUAUACAUGGCUAGCUAUAGGGCCUAAUGUAAUCUACAUGGCUAUGCUAUGUAUGACCAGGAGUUCCCACAGCUGCUCAUAAUCUUAUCAUUGUAUCACAAUGGCUGUGGUACCGUAUGGCUGGCACAAUACCUGGAUGGUCUAUUUCUGGCGAGAUUGGUGCUUGCAGACAGAUAUACCUGUGUAGCCAUAAAGAACAGUGACAUAAAAAUGUGGUGGUAACAAGCCAUAUAGACCAUAUUGACCAGUGGUGGAUGACACCUAUUAAAAGUAAAGUGCUGAAUGUAUUCCUGUGGGAAUUCUUCAGAAUCAACUCAUGCUAUGGUUACAACAAUAUGGCAAAUACUAAUACAUGGUAACAAGAUAUAAUAAAUGGUAACUGGCUUGCCUGAAGAAAGUGGAAUUUGGGAAUAGCUAAAGCUAAGUGGAUUGCUUAAAUGACCACAAAUGUAGAAUGAAAUGAAAGUUUCAAUUGUAAGUGCAAAAG
Molecule: messenger RNA, 4779 nt
Organism: Bufo bufo (common toad)
Lineage: Eukaryota; Metazoa; Chordata; Amphibia; Anura; Bufonidae
Gene: SYNPO
Product: synaptopodin
Exons: 5
Coding region: 655-3429 (924 amino acids)
Biological process (GO): positive regulation of actin filament bundle assembly
Cellular component (GO): nucleus; Z disc; actin cytoskeleton
Molecular function (GO): actin binding
Source: RefSeq, a predicted model, not a curated record